This is a messenger RNA of Topomyia yanbarensis, 968 nucleotides long. Its product is annotated as venom serine protease-like. Gene Ontology annotation, molecular function: serine-type endopeptidase activity. Gene Ontology annotation, biological process: proteolysis. The transcript has 2 exons. The record is from RefSeq and is a predicted model, not a curated record. Lineage: Eukaryota; Metazoa; Arthropoda; Insecta; Diptera; Culicidae. The annotation marks the transcript as partial.
CUACAGUCCGUUGCAAAUCAGUUGACUUUAGCGUUGAGAGCACCGGUUUACUCUACCGGUGGUCGAUUUCGGUGUCAGGUUAUGGCAAGGCAACCACCAUGUGACUGCGGACGACGACGAAUGACAAAAAUCGUGAAUGGCGUUCCAACAAAGGCCAAUGAGUUUCCAAUGAUGGCUGGCCUGGUUAGCACAUCCGCAAAGAAUGUCUUCUGUGGCGCCACUAUAAUUUCGAAUCGUCACGCCGUUACCGCUGCACACUGUCUCGUGGGUAAAAAAAUUUCAGACACUACUCUACUUGUUGGAGAUCACGAUCUAUCCACAGGAACGGACAGCCCGUUUGCCGCGCUCAUGGUCAUCACCACGUUCACAAUCCAUUCCGGUUACCGGAAACAAUCUUUCGUGAAUGAUAUCGCCCUGGUGCGCACCCGAGAAGAGAUUCAGUUCAACAACGGAGUCGGUCCGGCAUGUUUACCGUGGAAUUGGCCUACCGCUACCUUCAACAAUAUGGUAGUGGAAGCAACCGGUUGGGGAACGCUGGAUUUCGGUGGUCCCGUUUCGACUGUACUACGGAAGGUCAGCCUGAAUGUUAUCAGUUAUGAAACGUGUCGUCAGCGGAUGCCUAGCUCGGGGAUCAAAACCAGUCAAAUUUGUACGUUUGCAAAAGAUCGCGAUGCCUGUCAGUAUGAUUCCGGAGGGCCGAUUCUAUACACGCACCCGAGCAAUGGGAUCGUGUAUCACAUUGGAGUGAUCAGUUAUGGAAUUGCGUGUGCUAGUAGCACUCCUGGUGUAAACACCAGAAUUACAUCAUAUUUGGCGUGGAUUAAAUCGAACACCCCGGGAAUAAGGUAUUGCGAGAAGUGAGAAGCUUUGUAAUUCGUUUAACAUUUGAGGCUACACACUUAGUGAUUAUUCAGAACAACGAUUCAGAACAACGUAGCAUAUAAAGAGAUGAGAAUAAAUAUCCAAUC